Molecule: messenger RNA, 642 nt
Organism: Cooperia oncophora
Lineage: Eukaryota; Metazoa; Nematoda; Chromadorea; Rhabditida; Trichostrongylidae
Source: the annotation of a GenBank genome assembly
AUGGAACGCAGAUGCUACGAGUUGUAUCCCUUCCGUUUGUCAAGUGUGAUGAAUACCUUCUGGUUUAGUGAUACUAAUUUUGUCUAUUUUCAAGGCGAUGAGGCUAAAUGGACGGCUACUAUACAGCACCAUUAUGCAGAAUUCUGUGUGUCAUCGGCUGGUAAACCUAUGGACACAUUUACGUUAGCAUUGCCAUCAGUUGGUGUCAAUGGAGAAUACACCGUUGACAAGGAGGGAACGGCACCAGCAACAAAUAAGGCGCUUCUCUACCGCGAGGGAGGCUACCUGAAAGUCACUAUCACGCUAGGCCAAGUAAAUCACUCGUUCACAACUGAUCUCCUGAACCAGAUCCUAUUCGCUGAGCAGUCUUUCCGUAGCGAACUAUCCGCGCUAAUCACUCGAAUCAGGGCAGAACGAUAUGGAUGGUUACCGGUCUCAAAUCAUGCUCCUCAAACCGUGAGCAAAGAACCGAUGCUAUUGUUCUCCCUCAUGGUGAAAGGACAGGGAGUGCCCUGGUUACAACUCACGGCAGCUACUCCGACAGCAACUGCUGUUCGUUUUACUAUUGAGAGCUUGGAUGCCGAGUUGACAAAUCGUUGGGUAGGUAUAGCGCUUUAUCCGUGGGAUAGUUGUAAAUUAUAG